This is a messenger RNA of Podospora pseudocomata, 2517 nucleotides long. RefSeq lists its product as uncharacterized. Gene Ontology annotation, biological process: retrograde vesicle-mediated transport, Golgi to endoplasmic reticulum; regulation of ER to Golgi vesicle-mediated transport; endoplasmic reticulum to Golgi vesicle-mediated transport. The transcript has 2 exons. The record is from RefSeq and is a predicted model, not a curated record. NCBI's taxonomy places the organism in Eukaryota, Fungi, Ascomycota, Sordariomycetes, Sordariales, Podosporaceae. The coding region runs from base 72 to 2411 and encodes 779 amino acids. Gene Ontology annotation, cellular component: Dsl1/NZR complex.
GCUUCUCACUUUUCUACCCAACCUAACAUCCCUCUAACACGACGACAGCUCUGACGUCUCUUCCAGCAACCAUGACGACCAUGGAACACGACAUCCGCCUCGAGGACUACCUCGACGACAAGCUCCAAUCCACCACCGACUUCGAUCACCUCGACACCCUCCUCUCCUCGGUUGAACACCAACGCUCCCAGCUCCAAUCCCAACUCGACGACGCCACCGCCGCCCUCGCCCAGGCCAGGCAGUCGGAAUCCGACCGCCAAAACGCCCUCAUGGCCCAAAUAGACGAGUUCCAAAGCCUCCAAUCCUCCAUCGACGUCCGCCUCCAGAUCAUCGCCUCCUCCGACGCCCCCGACGAAGCACUCAAACGCCUCGAGGCACCGAUGGGACAGCUCCGCAAGGUGGACCUAGCCUACAAAUACCUCCUCCUCCUCCAAGACGUGGCCAAACUCCGCCAGGAAGCCCGAUCACACCUCCCCGAGUCUCCCAAGCAGGCGUUGGAGCCGUACACCAAGCUCAAGCAGCUCUGUCUUAGACUCAAGGAGCUUCAAAACAAUGCAGACGGGGCAGCGGUGCAUCUGGUUAACUUUGUCGAGGGGGUCACAGAGACGUUAUGGGACGAGAUGAAAGCCACCAUGUCCGCCGAGCUGGAAGCGGUCCUCAAAGCUAGGAAAUGGCCCAACGUUGAUCCCGACAAUGCAGAAGUGGAUGAGGAGUGGCUUGGCUGUUUUGAGAAGCUGAUUGAUCUUCAGGUACCUGAAGUUCUCUACUCACCGACGGUGGUUACCCUUUUACCGUUUGAGGUCAUGGCCCAGAUUUUUGUCAAGGAGUUUAGGUUUCAUUUUAUGAGUGAUAAACCCACCAGCGCGCCGCAGGCGAUUGGGGCGCAUUGUUUCCCUUGGUUUACUGCCUUGCUGGAGAAAUGGGAGGAUUUCCUGAGGGAUAAUUUUGGCGGGGUGUUGGCGGCGAGGUUUGCCGAGACGGGGGUGGGGGAAAGGAUGGUGUAUAUGGAUCCGGUGUGUGGGUUUAUUACGGCCAUGUUGCCGGUGGUGAGGGAGAAGGUGAGAGAUACGCUUGAGGCUACGAGGGGGGAUGCGGCGUUUUUGAGCAGCUUGAUGGGGCAGCUCAUGAGUUUUGAUGAGACGUUGAGGGGAGGGUUCGCGUAUGAUGGGGGCGAUGAUGAUGUGGAGGAGGGAUGGGGGGGUUUGACUUCGGAAGUCCUGCAAGAUCACUUUAGAACUUGGUUGGAAGCCGAAAAACAGUUUGCGCUCGAGAGAUACCAAGGUAUCAUGAAGACUCAGGAUGCGAGGAUGAUCGACUAUGAUUUUGCUGGAGCGGGGAAGACGAAGCCGACGUUUGCGGCGGUGAGGGUGACGGAUUUGCUGAAGAACGUCACGACGCAGUAUGAGAGGGUGAGGAGGUUUUCGCACAAGUUGAGGUUUUUGAUUGAUAUCCAGCUUACUAUUCUGGACGAGUAUCAUGACCACUUGAGGGGGACGCUGGAGGCGUAUUUGAGCAUUACGUCUACGGUAGGGAGGGCGUUUGGGGUGACGAAGGAGCAGAUUGCUGCGUUGGAGGGGACGGGGGCUUUGGAGACGUUGUGUAAGGUCUAUGGGAGUGCGGAUCAUGUGGUGAAUGCGCUGAAAGAUUGGAGCAACGAAGAGUUCUUCAUCACCAUGUGGGAACAACUCCAAAGCCGCGCCAAGGUUACCGAAGACCAAAGCAACCUCGCCGGCGGCAUGAGCUACGACCACGUCCGGAACCGCACCUCGGCUGUUGUCGGCACAGAAGACAAUGACAAUGGCGUCCUCUUUGACGAGACCAUCGCCGCCUACAGCGCGAGAAGGCAAACCGCCCAAAAGCUCUUGUCGGAAGCACUAGCCAGCUCCCACCACAAAAUCUUCAGAGCCUACCUCCACCGCGCACAGUGGACCACCAUCUCGGACGAGGUUGAUAAUCUGGCCAUCACGGCCGAACUAGAUGAACCACUCCGUAUCCUCAAACGAGACCUCGACUUCCUCUCCCGGGCACUGGGGACCGCUCCCUUCCGCAGGGUUUGGCGGCAGGCGCUGGAGAAGCUGAAUGAUAUUCUCUGGACGGAGGUGCUAAUGUCGCACAAGUUCACCGCUUCAGGUGCAGCACAGUUUGCGAGGGAUCUGACCGCGAUUGAGGGGGUGGUGGAGAGGUAUAUCCCCGAUGGGUCGAGUGCCUUGGGGAGCUUGAGUGAUGCGGUCAGGUUGUUGAAUUUGCCGCUCGAGGGAGAAGGAAUGACGUUGAAGAAGGCCACAGACAUGGUUUACACAGACAAUACCGAGGCGAAGAAGAUGCUGGAGGAGGUCGGGGUUGCGGAUGGGGGCUUGACGGCUGCGAAUGCGAGGCAGAUUUUGGGGAGGAGGGUUGAGAAUGCCGAGUAGGAAUAGAAGAAGAACAAAUCGCUUCAUUUGGCUAGAAAUCUAGAGAAGGGGAAAAAAAAAAAAAAAUCAAAUGGAUAUCAUCCGACCCUUUGGUGUACAAUAUCCC